Molecule: messenger RNA, 1738 nt
Organism: Carassius auratus (goldfish)
Lineage: Eukaryota; Metazoa; Chordata; Actinopteri; Cypriniformes; Cyprinidae
Product: ubiquitin-like protein 3
Exons: 4
Coding region: 1-237 (78 amino acids)
Source: RefSeq, a predicted model, not a curated record
AUGACUGUUUGUCUUCUGUACUGGGAAGAGGAGCAGGUGAGCAGUCCGAAUAUCCUGCGCCUCAUCUACCAGGGCCGAUUCCUACACGGCAAUGUGACGCUAGGAGCUUUAAAACUGCCACUCGGAAAAACCACAGUGAUGCAUUUAGUUGCCAGAGAGACGCUGCCCGAGCCAAAUUCCCAAGGUCAGAGGAACCGGGAAAAGACUGGAGAGAGCAACUGUUGUGUGAUCCUGUAAAUACAUCCCAUCAUCCCUCAGAACGAGUGUGUCCUAUCACCCUUCGCCCAUGCUGCUUAAACACAUCUAAUCACACCCGACUCCCACGAGCACCCGACCAGAUCAAGAGCUUCGCUUCUCCUGGAAAGGAAAAAAAAAAAGAUAAAAAUCACCUGAGACACGGAUAUGAGAACAUUUCGGCUUCGCAGUCUGUAUUUAAGCCAAAAAAUCAGAUAAUAAAAUGCAUCCCACCUUUACACACACAUUUCCACUGUUUCUAACAUCUUCACACGCAUCCAUGAACUCAUUCAAACACACGCGCACACACACACACACACACUCCUGCCAGUUUGCACACGGAGGAGGCCCUCUUUUCUCAGUUUUUUUAUUGCACAUAGUAACAUGAUUGAUUCAGUGAGGAAAAAAGAGACUUGUUCGCCUCAGCCCAGGCCCUUGAUUCUUCCUCUCAGGGGGGAGACGUGUGAGGGGGGGAUUAAUUUACACAGCACAGUGCAGGAGAUCAAGUAUUUAUGUGCCUGUUGAACGUUUUAGAAAUGUUUCUUAUACAUUUCCAUGCGUUUUAAAUGCCCCAUUAAGGUCCUGGAGAUCCAGCAUCCUGCUCUAUUGAGUUCCUGUACGCCAGAAGUGUUUCAAGCACAGUCGGGACUUUUUUGCAGGAAGGUAGAUCUCCAGAAGAUGGUUGGAUUGACUCAUGGGAAAGUCUAAAAUACACAUAACGAGUAACAUUUACAGUAACAUUUGCGACUGUGUUUUGACAGUCAACCAGUGUUGCGACUUCCCUCUUUAGACAGAUCCGAGCUGCUCUCUUUCAGGAAGGGUUAUAAGAUUUAUUCCUUUAUUUUCUAAGUAGGGUAGUGGUGUCAAUGAAUGCUUGCGUUUGGAGCCAGAAGAUAAUUAUGGAAUGAAGUUUGGCUUGGUUUCUAUUUCCCCUUCCUUAUUAGAUAUAAAAUUCGUUUGCACAACACGGAAACAUGAGCUGUUUCGUUUCUAAAUCGGUGUAAUUUUUUCUUUCCCCUACUCCCUUUUUAAUAUUUUUCCAAAUGGGAAGUGUAUUCGAAGGUUACAUAUGUGUAGAGUAUAUUUAAUAUGAAUCUUAUAGAGAACAUAAAUAUAGAUUGUUGAUAUAUAUUGGUGUCUAGUGUAUGAUAGUUUAAAAACCGUUAGCACAUUAGCAUAUGAAGCAGCGAGAUGUACUUUAACAGCAGCAAAUCCCUCUAAUGGCUGAAUAAAUUACUGUUUUCGUCUCUCUUUUUUUUAAUCAAAUGUUCAUAAUUUGAUGUUUCAUUUUUGACUUCAUUUUUCUUUUUAUGUGUUCUUUGCUUUCUGCUUUUUAACACCGCACUAGGUCUGAAAAAUAUUGGUCCUUAUCAGGGUUAAAAUCUGUACAGAGCUGAAGUUUUUAAAAAGAUAAUUGUAAAUAAACUAAUGCUUAUCAUUCUCUAAACUACAAAUGGAAAUACAUAUAUAAACUGAAUAAAGAGUCCAGAAUAUUGAAGUGAAA